Cryphonectria parasitica EP155 is the source of this 1738-nucleotide messenger RNA. RefSeq names its product MFS general substrate transporter. Gene Ontology annotation, biological process: transmembrane transport; basic amino acid transport. Bases 67 to 1530 code for a protein of 487 amino acids. NCBI's taxonomy places the organism in Eukaryota, Fungi, Ascomycota, Sordariomycetes, Diaporthales, Cryphonectriaceae. The transcript has a single exon. The record is from RefSeq and is a predicted model, not a curated record. Gene Ontology annotation, cellular component: fungal-type vacuole membrane. Gene Ontology annotation, molecular function: basic amino acid transmembrane transporter activity.
CGGUUCUGGUUGAUCUUCGGCAACGUCCUGGCGCUCAACUUCGUCUCCAACUUUGACUCGACGCUGAUGGCGUCCUCGCACCCUGUCAUCACGUCCUAUUUCCACAGCUCCAACUCGGCGUCGUGGCUGUCGACGGCGUUCCUCCUGACUUCGACGGCCUUCCAGCCGCUCCUAGGAAGCCUGUCCGACACCAUCGGGCGCAAGACGCCAUACAUCUUCACCAUGCUGGUGUUUGCCCUGGCCACGCUGUGGUGUGCCCUCGCCCAGAGCAUGGUGAGCUUCAUCGCGGCGCGGGCGGUCUGUGGUCUGGGGGCGGGAGGCGUCAUGAUCCUGGGCAGCAUCAUCGUGAGCGACCUGGUGCCCAUAGAGCAUCGUGGUGCCUACCAGAGCUAUAUCAAUGCGGUCUAUGGCGUGGGCUCGACCCUCGGUGCCGCGCUGGGGGGGUUCAUGGCGGACUAUCUGGGCUGGCGCUGGGAAUUUGGCAUCCAGGUGCCUCCUCUGCUCUUGUGCGUGGGCCUCACCAUCUUCACCAUCCCGCACGACCUCGGCCUCACUUCUGGUACCCAGAAGGCCACCUUCCUCCAGGCCAUGAGGACCUUUGACUUUCAGGGUUCCCUCCUCCUCACCAGCGCCAUCACCUUCCUCAUCCUGGGCCUCAACCUCGGCGGCAACGUCCUCCCCUGGACCCACCCUUUCGUGCUCGCCUCCCUCGCCAUCUUCUGCAUCGCCUUCCCGCUCUUCCUCCGCGCCGAGACCAACGCCGUCCGCCCCAUCAUGCCCCUGUACCUCAUCCGCCGCAGCCCGCACGCCAACAUGAUCUUCAGCAACGCCCUCGCCGCCUUCAUGAUGAACGCCAUCAUCUUCAACAUGCCCCUCUUCUUCCAGGCCGUCCUCCUCACCUCGGCCACCACCUCGGGCCUCUGCCUCAUGAUCAUCACCGUCGUGUCCAGCACCGCCGGCACAGCCACGGGGUUCCUCGUCAGCUGGACCAGGCGCCUCAAGUGGCCCAUGUCUCUGGGCACCUACGGCUUCUUCCUCGGCACCAUCGCGCUCUCCUCCAUGCAGAGGGGCUGGCCCAUGCCCGCCUACCUCCUCUGUCUCGUCCCGCACGCCCUGGGCCAGGGGUUCCAGUUCCCAGGCACCUUCAUGGCCAUCCUCGCCGCCAGCGAGCAGCGCGAGCAGGCCGCCGUCACGAGCACCCUGAUCCUCUGGCGCAGCGUCGGCAUGGUGCUUGGCAUCGCCGGGUCGAGCCUUGUCGUGCAGAAUUCCCUGUGGCGGUAUCUGGACCUGUAUGUCACGGACGAGGCGGCGCGCGCGGCUGGGUUCGUGGGCCGAGAGGAGGUCGUGGAGAGGGUGAGGGAGAGCGUCGAGGCUGUGGCGAAACUGGGUGGCAUGGUGCGGGAGCAGGUUGUGGAGAGUUACGAGGCGGCUGUGCGGACUACGUUCUUGUGCUGUGUGGGGUUUGCGGUGGUGAGCUUUUUGGUAUUAUUGCCUGUGAAGUUGCCUAGGUUGGGGCAGAGGAAGAAGUGAGGACUGGAAAGGUGGUUUUCGUGUCCAUUAGAUGAUGAACAAAGUCUUAUUUGUUGUCCACCUCUCUAUCCCCCCCCCCCCCUUCUCUUUCUUUCCUUCUUCUUUUGUAUCUUUUCUAGAUGGAUAAGUAAACAGACCUCAUACAUGUAGAGUCAUAGUCAGUCAGAAUGGCCCAAGAAUGGAAACAGAACAGGAAUUGAUUAGCGUC